This is a messenger RNA of Dendronephthya gigantea, 2377 nucleotides long. Its product is annotated as spermatogenesis-associated protein 1-like. The transcript has 14 exons. NCBI's taxonomy places the organism in Eukaryota, Metazoa, Cnidaria, Anthozoa, Malacalcyonacea, Nephtheidae. The record is from RefSeq and is a predicted model, not a curated record. Bases 249 to 2300 code for a protein of 683 amino acids.
AUAUUUUUAUUCUUUUUUAUGUUGGGUAUAACGAUCUGACAUGCAGCAACACUUACUGCAACGGUGUGGCAUGAUAGUUCUACAUUUUCAAAAUGUAAAUGAACUGGUACUAUGUUGAGUAGAUCACUUGAUGGCAUUCCUCGUGAUGGUAUUCAAGGUCGGAGGCUCUGACACGCACGCAACAUCACCAUAAUCAAAGACUCUAAUUUGUUGAUCUUCAUGUAUUUGUCGUACCGUAUGAACUGUGGAUGGAGAGAUACCGAACAGCUUAUAAUAGCAGUACUUUGGAGUCAAUUUCUGCGGGGUUUGUGAGAGUCCCUCCACAACAAACUCUAGAUGAUUUGAGAAAUCAAAUUGGAGAACAACUGAAUGGUGGUGGUAUUUUACCUGAUGAAUACGUCUUUCUGCGUUGUGUUGGUCGAUGUUUAGCCAUAGUUAAUAAAAUCCAAGAGUUGUCUUUGAAAGUGAAACACUUUCUUCCACCUAUUGUCUCAUCUCCAGAAAUUUUUGUUCUAUAUGGAAAUCACAGCAGCUUGUCACAAACAUUAGCUUCUUCUAUUAACACUGGCUCGGAUCUUCAAGACUAUGGGACUGUGCAAGAGUACCUUACAUAUACAAAAGAAAAAGAUGAAAACUCAAGGUUUUCACCACCAGGAAGAUUCAACAAUGAGCAUUUUGACACAGAUGCAAUGCAACGCCAUGUUCAUUUUGAACACAGUACUAGUGACAAUGUAGGGAAAGACAAUCUACAUCAAGAUUUGAAAAGAAAUCCUCCUGAUGAUAUUGUUAUUGAUAGAAGAAUCAAACAAACACAUUCAACAGAAUUACCACAAGACACAAAACCUCACAUGUCUGAUGAACCACAACAUAAGCUGAGUUCAAUGUCUAACAGUAGGCAAGAUAAUCAGAAUUUAUACAGUGAAAAUCGGAGGAUAUCUUUUGAGUUACCAAACGACAAUGGUAGCCAAGGAAACCAAGAUGAGAUUGACCAUGUAAAUGGUGUAAUCACACGAAAUAACGGAAGGAAUUCCCAUGAUGAUAAACAAAUCCCUUCAAGUUUGGAUGAUAAACAAAUGUCAUCAAGUUUCGAUGAUAAACAAAUGUCACCAAGUUUUGAUGAUAAACAAAUGUCAUCAAGUUUUGAUGAUAAACAACAUCAUGCUAAAAAUGACAAACGAAACAAAAUACCAAAAAAGAAUCCCCUGCUUCAUUCAAAAACAGCUCCAUCUUUAUUUCAAACGUCGAAGAAUAAGAACUUCGAUGAAGGGGACACUGAAAAAGGAGCAGAUAGUAAAAAAACAGAAAAUGCAAGAGAAAUAAAUAGCGAGAGUGUGAAUGAUGGAGUCUUCCGAGAGAAUUUGAAUGGUAGAAAAGAAAACGAAUAUUUGAUAUCAAAUGAAUAUCCUGAUCCUUUGGGAAUAAGUAACAAAAUUGAAAAUGAAGUCGCAAAAAAGACGAAAGAAAAUUUUAAUCAUCCUGGUUCGGAGGAUGAAAGCAUCAACCAAACUAGUUAUCAGAAGGAAAUGACCGCUGAAAAAGAUGGUUGCAGUUAUCAGAAGGGAAUGACCGCUGAAAAAGAUGGUUGCGAAGAGACAAGUGUGGUUGUUGAUUUAACAAAAGAUAUCAUCAAACAUAGUGCAGAUAAUUCAGUAGCAUCCAGUGGAUUUGAAUCAUUAAGCCAGUCAAAUAAUAACAACAACAGGCCCGACGUAGAGAAGAGCAAAAACGAUUUCGGUGUCACAAUUGCUGAUAAAGAGAAUCUAGUACUACAGUUACAAGCUGAACUGAAUGCAGUUAGAAGUGAAAGAUCAGAUAGUGAGAAAAGCAGAGAGCAAUUGCUAAAGAAAGUGAAAAAUAUCCAAAACCACAAUAAUCAGAAAAGAAAUCAAGCAAAAACAGUGUGGAAGAAAAAAUAUUUCGAAGAGAAAAAGAAGACAGUGUCUCUUGAGGAACGUUGUAAUCAGUUGAGAUACGAGGUGGAAGUUAUUCACAAGAAGAUUUUCUCUGCUGGUGAUUCGGCUAAAGACCGUGGCUCUGCGUCAUCAUAUUUAAAUAAAGAUGGCAAUCCUCAAAAGUUAAACGCAAGAAUUACGUUGACACGAAAAGAAAACGAAGUUGAGGAACUCAGACGUAGAGUGGAGGAGGCAAAAAUAAAACUGGGAUCAGAAAUGAAGCUUCGUGACAACGCUCAGAAAGAGUUGAAACAGAUCCGUGACGAAGUCAUCGAUAAAAAGAUUAACGCAACUCUUGUGAAAAAAAGUUUAUCUUUGCUAGAGACCCGUAGUCCUAAUGACACUUGAAACUAACAAAAGAGAUUAAUUAGUGCGCAUAUUGCAGUUUAUUUAUCCCUAUUUUUAUAUACAGUGUACAACAUUAU